Messenger RNA from Synchiropus splendidus (mandarinfish), 1561 nucleotides. It is a transcript of the gene he2, whose product is annotated as high choriolytic enzyme 2-like 1. Lineage: Eukaryota; Metazoa; Chordata; Actinopteri; Syngnathiformes; Callionymidae. The record is from RefSeq and is a predicted model, not a curated record. The transcript has 9 exons. Bases 61 to 909 code for a protein of 282 amino acids. Gene Ontology annotation, biological process: proteolysis. Gene Ontology annotation, molecular function: zinc ion binding; metalloendopeptidase activity.
AUUCAGGUGGGGUUCGCUUUAAGAUGACUUUGGACUGAAGCGCCGGGCCUCGACACAACCAUGCAGCCCAGAAUGAUCGGCCUUGUGGUCUUGUUUGGGUUCUUCACUUACAGCCUGGCUGUACCUGUGCAGAACUCCACCGCUGAAGGGAAAGUGAGGCUGAAGAGGAAAUUCUCAGAAGAGCUGACAGACCUGGAUGAAGCCAACGCGAUGGACCAAAUCCUCGCGGUGAACAGCAAUCUGAAAGCUCCUCGGGGCGUGUCGAUCAGAGAUGGAGAUAUUGCCAGCACAUAUCCGCACAGCGCGAUCACGUGCCCUGGAAACACCUGUCUGUGGCCCAAGUCAGUGGAUGGAUUUGUUUACGUCCCCUACAUCAUCUCUCCGUUGUACGAUGACAUGGACAGAAUCACGAUAGAAACUGGAAUGGAGGACAUUGCAGCCGGAACUUGUAUUCGAUUUGUUCCUCGCACGCACGAGAGCAACUUCCUUGACAUACAGCCGAGAUACGGCUGCUGGUCCUUCCUGGGGCAAACAGGAGGCAGUCAGACGCUGUCUCUGCAGACCCCGGGGUGCAUGUGGUCAGGGGUGGCUGCGCACGAGUUCAUGCACGCGCUGGGCUUUGUGCACGAGCAGUCCCGCUCCGACAGAGAUCUCCACGUCACUAUUGUGUGGAAGAACAUCAUGGCAGAUCGCAUCCACAAUUUUAGGAAACAUGCUACGAACAACCUGAACAGCCCGUAUGACUACAGCUCCAUAAUGCACUAUGGAAGGUACGCCUUCUCAGAGGACGGCGGACCCACUAUCAUCCCAAAACCAGACCCAUACAUCCCCAUUGGCCAAAGAGAUGGGCCGAGUGCUUUGGAUCUUCACAAAAUAAAUGUUCUAUACAGCUGUGGUGCCUAUAACUGACCAGAUGCUUCGCUGAACCUUCUAGAACCACAACAUCGCAACUGAAAAAAUAUUUCUCCCAUUAUUGUAACCACAAAGUUCCAUAAAUUCAUCUGCUUGAGUAGGGGUUGAUCAUAUUUACCAUAUAUAGUACUAUAUAAUAAUGCUUAACAGACACCAAAUUGUUUAAAAUAAUAAUAAUAAUAAAAUAAAUGUAAUUUAAUGCCUAAAUAUCAUUUAAAAAAAAAACAAAUUCCAUAAAUAAACUGAAGAUAAGUUAAGUGAAAAAAAUGAAAGAAUCGCCAUAAAGUGCCAUGAGGUGUAUUAAAGAGGUGUAAAACAAAAACUUCAAGUGGCCCUCUCGGGGGCCCAACCAACCAACCCUUGGUAAAGGAUCACUGGAAGAGAGAAUUUGAUCUACGCUUGUUUGGAUGUAGCAUGUUGUUUGGCUGAAAGAAAUCCUUCCAACUUCAUUGGGACUUCAUGAGCGUCAUCUUCAGCAUGUACUGUAACUAGUAUUAUGAACAAGAAACUCAACUCAACUGAAGCAGUAUAUGAGUUAAAUCUUAUAUACUCUCAGGAUACAAAACAAUCACACAAAUGAGUGAUUAAAUAAUAUGACGAGUAAAGUCUUACUGUUCUUAUGCAUAAAUACUGGUCAGGAUUUCAAGUU